GCUGGCACCGUGGACCAUCAGGCUGCGAGCCAGUGCAUGUGCCCAAACUGUGCCAAGAAGUUCCAAAGGGUCAUCUAUGUCUACCGAAACGGCUAUGACACCCUGGCCUCCUACUUCCGCUUUCGCAUGGGCCUAGGCCAAGUACGGGAUCCUACCUCUUUCCCGAGCUUCAUCAACAACAGGAGGAUGUAUCCGGGCGUCUCAUGGGCUGACCACAUUCGAUCUUGGCAGCAUGCUGCGCGGGAAAACUCCAAGCUGAAGAUCCUCUG
This is a messenger RNA of Symbiodinium sp. CCMP2592, 269 nucleotides long. Lineage: Eukaryota; Dinophyceae; Suessiales; Symbiodiniaceae. The record is from the annotation of a GenBank genome assembly.